CCCCAGACCGUGAAGUCUUCACUCCUCUCCAGCUCUCAGCUGUAAGGAAUCGCUUUUUGAGCUACUCUCCUCCAAACAGCUGGAGGCGAACAGAGGGAGCGUGGAGCGACUGUAAAAACACAUACCUUCUCCUGUGAUGUGAAAGCGCAGAUCAGAUCCAUCGCUGGUUCUUCUGUGUUCCCGAGCUAUGUAUGAAUGAGAAGCUGCUGCCUAUGCCAGUGUGAACGCCCUUUCCUUCCAAAACUCAGAGGAAAGUGUGUGCGUGAAUCCCGCGGGGUUUGUCGGCGCAGCUGAGCCACCGAUGACGCAGGAAUACAACCGAAAUUUCAAUUUCCGCGACAUUUAACGCACUCAAUAGACAUGGGUUAAGUUUCGGAACCGUGAAGACAGCCUAUUGAAGAGCAAGCGAGAGUGUGAAAGCGGAGCAGGAGAGGAGGGCUGGUGGGGGUUGCUCAAGGCGAGAGACACAGGGGGAAAGGACUAGGACAGCCAUUACCAUUCAGGAUCACGUUGCCUGCUUCUCUCCUCAGCCUCAUCCCCGGUUGGCUCGGUUUUGGAGGAAGCGUGGCAGCAGAAAUCCGACCACUGGGGCGGAAAACAUCCAGACUUUCAUCCAUCCAUCCAUCCAUCCAUCCACCCCCCUUUGAUCCGGAGUGGAGGGAGCAGCGGCGGAAGCACCCCCGGCCUCCCUCGCUCUGUGCUCGGAUUCCAGGACAGCUGCUACCCGGUGAAGCCCUAAACUGCGAUGGAGUCAUCGGAUGAUGACACUCUAAGUGAGCGCUCCUGCGUCAGCGAGCCGUCCUUCCGUAGUGAGCGUUCGGGGGGGUCGUUGUCCCCGUGUUCAUCAGGACAUGCGGGGCUGCCAGGAGACACUUUGCCAUGGAACCUGUCCAAACAUGAGAGGAGGAAGAGGAAGAGCCAGGACUCGGUGCUGGACCCGGCAGAGAGAGCCGUGGUCCGUGUCGCAGAUGAGCGGGACAGGGUGCAGAAGAAAACCUUCACAAAAUGGGUCAACAAGCAUCUCAUCAAGGUGAGGAAGCACAUCUCAGACUUGUAUGAAGACCUGAGGGAUGGACACAACCUAAUAUCUUUGUUGGAGGUCCUCUCUGGAGUCACCCUGCCCAGAGAAAAGGGGCGAAUGAGAUUUCAUCGACUACAGAAUGUCCAAAUAGCACUGGACUUCCUCAAACAGAGACAGGUCAAACUUGUGAACAUCAGGAACGAUGACAUCACCGAUGGGAACCCCAAACUGACGCUAGGUCUCAUCUGGACCAUCAUCCUUCACUUCCAGAUUUCAGAAAUCUAUGUGAGCGGUGAGUCAGGUGACCUCACAGCCAAAGAGAAGCUGUUGUUAUGGAGCCAGCAGGCGACAGACGGCUACCCCGGCCUCCGCUGUGUCAACUUCACCUCAUCAUGGAGCGACGGGCGCAUGUUCCUAGCUCUGCUGCACAGAUUCAGGCCAGACCUGAUCAACAUGGAAGUGGUGUCGCAGCAGAGUAACCGUGAGAACCUGGAGCAGGCCUUCGAGAUUGCCGAGUCGUUAGGGGUGACCAGACUGCUGGACGCCGAGGAUGUUGAUGUUCCAUCUCCAGAUGAGAAGUCGGUCAUCACCUAUGUCUCCUCCAUCUAUGAUGCCUUCCCCAAGAUCCCCGAGGGUGGAGAGGGCAUCCUCGCACAUGAGGUGGAGCAGCGCUGGUCAGAGUACCAGUCCCGGUUCUCCUCUCUGCUCCAGUGGAGCCGCCAGCAUACGGCCCUCAUGGCCAACAAGAACUUCCCACAAAACCCUGUAGAACUCAAGGCACUUUACAACGAGUACGUCCAUUUCAAAGAGACGGAGAUCCCUGUGAAGGAGAUGGAGAAAGGUCACAUCGAGCACCUCUACAAGCUGCUGGAGGUGUGGUUCGAGUUUGGUCGUAUUAAGCUUCCUCCGGGCCUCCAUCCUAAUGACCUGGAGGAGGAAUGGGGCAAACUUAUCCUGGAGAUGCUGGAGAGAGAGAAGGCCCUGCGGCCAGCCGUGGAGCGGUUAGAGCUGCUGCUUCAGAGAGCCAACAAGAUCCAGAACAUGGCACUGGACUGUGAGGAGAAGCUCACCCUCGCUAAGAACACACUCCAGGCUGACAUGUCUCGAGUGGAGAGUGGCGAGGCGGUGCAGUGUGAGAGAGAGCUGGCCUGCUACCUGCAAGACUGUGAGGCUCUGAUCGGGCAACUUAACCAGGAGCUCAAAGUCCUCAGAGAUGAGAAGUACUACCAGGUGGAGCAGCUGGCGUUCAGAGCAUCCUUCCUUCAAGAGGAGCUGGUCUCCCUCAGGCUGCAGUGCUCCAGUGUCUACAGGAAAGGACAUUUCUCUCCAUCCCUGGCCCCUGACAGCGGCUUGUCACUGGGACCGACACUGCUGGGAGCUGAGGGGGUUGUGGGAGCCGCGCUUCUGCGGCGACCAAUGGCCCGCUCCCAGCUAGUGGCCAUGUCUUCAUCAGAGGAUGAAGGAAGCCUGAGGUUCAUCUAUGAGCUGCUCGGAUGGGUGGAGGAGACACAGGAUCUUUUAGAGCGAGCUGAAUGGGGGGCUGACCUACCCUCUGUGGAAAACAACCUUCAAGAGCACAACAAUAUACACACCGCAGUCGAAGAACUAAUGAGCGGCCUGCAGGAGGCACACAGCUACGAGGCUAAAGUCUCUCCCAACUUCAAGAGCAGUUACUCUGAAACCCUGGCCAAGCUGGAGCACCAGUACUGCAAACUGCUGGAACAUUCGUCAUGGCGCCUGCGGAGCUUGGAGAGCCUGCAUGCGUUUGUGUUGCACUGCACUGAGGAGCUGAUCUGGCUCAACGAGAGGGAGGAGGAGGAAAUUGCGUACGACUGGAGUGACAACAACACCAACAUGAAUGCCAAGAGAGAAUUAUUCAGCGAAAUGAGGUUAGAGCUGGAUGAAAAACGAGAUGUGAUGCGGUCACUCCAGGAAACGGCCAACCGUCUGUGCCAGGAGAACCAUCCUGCCAAACAGACCGUGGAGGCGUACAGUGCAGCCCUGCAGACUCAGGGCCAGUGGGUGGACCAGCUGUGUGUGUGUGUAGAGCAACAUCUCAAAGACAACACUGCGUACUUCCAGUUCAUGAGUGAUGCUCGGGACUGCGAAUCAUACCUGCGCCAGCUCCAGGAGACCAUUAAGAGACAGUACACCUGUGACAAGAACAGCAGACUGAGCAAACUGGAAGACCUGCUGCAGGAUUCCAUGGAGGAGAAGGAGCAGUUGAUUGAGUACCGGAGUACUGUGGCAAGUCUAGUGGGCCGGGCCAAGACAGUGGUGCAGCUCCGCCCCCACAGUGCAGAGAGCACCCUGGGAGCUGCGACACCCAUCAAAGCCAUCUGUGACUACAGACAAAUAGAGAUCACAAUAAGCCAAGGAGAAGAGUGUGUGCUGGAGGACAACUCUCAGAGGACCAAGUGGAAGGUGAUCAGUCCCACAGGGAACGAGGCCAUGGUCCCCUCAGUGUGUUUCACCAUCCCGCCUCCGAACCAGGAGGCCAUCGACAUAGCCAGCAGGACAGAGCAGCUGUACCAGAAGGUCAUGUCUCUGUGGCAUCAGCUCCAUGUGAACAUGAAGAGUGUGGUGUCUUGGCACUACCUGCUCAAAGACAUCAGAACUGUCUCCGGAUGGAACCUGGACACGGUUCGAUGUCAGUCUCCGUCAGAGCGGCAGCAGGUCCUGGAUCACUUGGAGUCCCUGUUGUCCGAUUUCCUGUCUGACAGCAAAGAGAGCUCUCUGUUCACGCCAGCUGAAAGACGAGAGCUGGAGAAGGAUGUUCAGGAGGCCCAGCAGCACUGCCAGGACCUGCUGCUCAACAUGGAAACCGUGGAAAAGGACGAGUCCGUCUCUCGAUCGUACCUGUCAGAGCUGCAGAACAUUACCCUUCGGCUAAAGGAGGCUGAGCAGAGACUGAUGAGGGGGAUUCAGAGCCCACCCCCUAGGCGGUUGUCAGCAGACGUCGCUGACAACAUGGUCCAGAUUGCAGAGCAAGAGAAGCUGCGGUCAGAGUUGGAUGUCCUGCGCUCCAGUCUGGGCGACGUGUCCCGCCGCUGCGUCAGUUUCUUCGAGGAGAAGCCAACGUCCUCUGGUGUUCCCGUUCUCCGGUCUGAACUCAGUCAGGCUGUGGAGAAGAUGGACAAACUGCACAACCUUUCGUCAGCCUAUCUAGAAAAGUUAAAGACAGUAGACAUCCUGAUUCACAGCCUGGAUGAAGCAGAGAGCCAGGUCAGGAAGUACGAGAGCAGACUAAGUGAAGAAGACACUGUUCCCACAGCAGCCAUUCAGAACCUCAGGGAACAGCUCAGGAAGUGGCAGGAUGAACUUGACGAGCACGAGAGCACCUUCCAGUCUUUGCAGUCGGAGGUACAGUGUGCCCAAGAGGCAGGGUCUCAGCUCAGCAAACUCCACCCUGACCGCAGCCCCGAGCUGGAGCUCUACCAGGAGCGAGCCAAUCAGAUGACAGAGAGGUGGAGCAGUGUCAAGAGACAAAUGGAGACACGACAAAUAGACCUGGAGGCUCUGGGUUCGGCCCUGCAGCAGUACAGAGACGGCCACUCUGCUCUGAUCAAGUGGAUCGAAGAGACGACAGAGAGACAAGAAAACGCACAACCUGGACAGACAGACAGUAAAGCGCUGUCUGAACAACUGGCCCAGCAGACGGCAUUAGUAGCUGAGAUUGAACAGAACCAGACCAAAGUAGAUGAGUGCCAGACUCACUCCAAACAGUACUGCACCUCGGUGAAGGACUAUGAACUACAGCUGAUGACAUACAGAGCCUUCGUAGAAUCUACGCACAAGUCACCUGUCAAGAGGAGGAGGAUGCACUCUUCCUCUGACGCCAUCACUCAGGAGUUCAUGGACCUGCGCACGCGCUACACAGCCUUAGUCACCUUGACAACCCAGCAUGUAAAAUACAUCAGUGAUGCACUGAGAAGACUCGAAGAAGAAGAGAAAGAGCUGGAGGAGGAGAAGCAGGCAAGGGUCGGCCAGGUUUCAGAUCUGCUGGGCUGGGUCAAAGGCCUCCAGGGUCGGACUGGUGGACCAAGCGCUGAGUCUUCACUUGCUGCUCAACAGGCAAUCAGUGAACAGCUAGCAGCCAAGAAAGAUGACGUGGCUGAAGCCAUAAGGAGCACACAGGUCUUCCUGCUGUCUAAAAAGGCCAGCAAGCUGUCCCCAGAGGAGCGGGCCCAUGUGGAGGCUCAGCUGGAUGAGCUAACAACCACCUACAACCAGCUGUGUGACAGUUCCACCCAGCAGCUGCAGCAGCUGGAGCAACAACUGGCCAAAGAGGAGGAAAGAAAGAACCAACUUGUCAUUGGUGGAGUAAUCGACCUGGGAACAGUGGAAACAUUUCCAGUGUUCCAAGCAGCCCAGCGUGGUCUUAUUGAUCAGGACACCUGCCAUGUCCUACUGGAGGCCCAGCUGAUUAUGGGUGGACUUGCCAAGCCUGACUCCCCUCUCAGUCUUUCACUGGAACAUGGUCUAGCUCAAGGCCUAAUUGACACCCAUGCCAGACAGUCCCUUUCUGAGCUAGAGAGUGCCUUACUUUUGAUGGAAAAUGCUAAGUCUGCAGGUGACCAACAGCGAAAUGUGUUGCCAGUAGCUAUGGCCAUGGAGACUGGACUACUCAGAGAGGAGGUGGGACUUCGUAUUCUGGAACUCCAGAUUAACACUGGAGGCCUGAGAGAUUCAACAGGAAGAAUGAUGAGUUUGGAGCAAGCAGAAGACAUGGGACUUUUGAAUCCCAGAACCAUCACCAAACUCCAUUCAAGGCUACAACAGAGAGAGCUGAUUGAUCCAAACACAGCAGAAAAAUUAAACUUACAUGAGUUCCAACAGCGCUGUGUCCUUGACAAUGACUCAGGUCUCCUUCUCUUCCCUGUCAAACAGCAACCAGGAGGGACAGUCUGCCUCCGCUCCGGAAGAAAAGUCGGCAUCUUCCGUGCAGUUCAAGAAGGUUUAAUUGAUCGAAAAGUUACUGUACGACUUCUUGAGGCUCAGCUGUUUGCCGGUGGUAUCGCUGACCCACGCUCUGGCCACCGGGUGACAGUUGAUGAGGCUGUUCGUCACGGGCUUAUGGAUCAAGAUUUAGCAUGUGCCAUUUUAGGACGACAGCUGCAAAAUGGUGGAAUUCUAGAUCCUUACAGCGGGGAACGCCUGGAAUUGGAAGAGAGUAUUCACAGAGACCUUCUCUCUUCUCGUUUGGCUCUGUUAGUCCUUGAGUCUCUUUGGGCUUUCAUGGGACUGCUUUGGCCUGAAUCUGGGGAACUUAUGCCUAUUGCUGAGGCUCUUCAACAAGGACUGAUCUCAGGGGAGCUAGCAAGAAAGAUCCUAGCACAGCGUCAUGCCAUUGGGGGUCUGUACAACCCAGAAACCCUUCAGGUGCUACCCCUGAACCAGGCCGCUAAAGAGGCCCUUGGGCCCAGUGUAGUCCAUUUUCUCAAAGACACUCGCAUCCCAGAUGCUCUCCUCAACAUGAAUCAGUGUGGUACCCCAUCCCUAAACCGCUUGAGCUUGGGUUCCACCAGCUCUUCUACACCUCCAUCCUCCCCUCUCCCUUCAUCAUGUGCUGGGAGCCAUGUUUGGGAUGUUACACCAACACAUGGAAUGAAUCUUGAAGAACAAUCAAAACACAAGCUGUUAUUUCACCUCAUGAUUCAUAGCUAUGUGGAUGCUCAUUCUGGGAAGCGGCUGUUGCUGCUAGACCCUGAGCUAGUGGAGUUAGUCAGAGCUACUGAACUGGUUGCUGGAGAUGCUGUACAUGAAAGUCAAGUUGAGCCUCUAAGCAGUUUGGUGACAGAGAAGCAGGACCAGUUUCAAAUGGUGAGAGAGUUUAGUUUGCCAGAUAAAGGAGUGAGUGACAGACAAAUUGAAACUGAAGAAAGUUCCACUGUAGUCACACAAAGCAAGUAUUUUGGGAUUGAUGGUUCAGGCAUGCUAGAAGAAUUGUAUGAUGAAGGAAGUGACAAAUUGCUAAAGAAACCAUCGGUAAUUGUAGAGAGUGGUUUGGCCUUUGUGACUAAAGAUGAAAUCAGUUUGGUUAAAGAUGCAACAGUAAAAGCCAAAGAGAAAGAAAUACCCAAGUUUGAAGGUUUAAUGACUUCAGCCAAAGACCAGGCAGAGCUGGUAGCAACUGAAUCCAAACCCAGGGAUAGUGGUGGUCAGGAGACUAGAAGUGCAACCACAACAGUAGAUAGGAAAACAGUCACAUCACCACUCAAAGCAGAAAAAGUUAUUGAAGGGCUGAUAUUGAAAGAGCCCAUCCUUCUGGGAGCAAAAACUAAUGAAGAUGUUAAUUUAACAGAAUCGGAACAUAGGAAAGAUAUAAAUAAUUUCCAGACUGAAUCAGAAAGGAUCAAACAAAAGGUUCCUGUGACUGAGACUGACUCACAGAUUGCUAAACCUUAUGCUGAUAUUCUUGAAUCAGCAGUUGAAAAGGAAGAGGAGGAAGCUGAAAUGACAAAGUUAGUCCUAGAGCUCAAACAGGGAGGUUUGAUGACAGCAGAUGGAGAAAAGCUCCUUCCAGAUGAGGCAGUAGCUCAGGGUGUCCUCCCUGGCCACACUGCAGUUAAAUUAAUGGCAAGGGCAGGUCUGUUUGGGGGUUUCCUAGAUGCCAAAAGUGGCAAUUCUCUUAGCAUGGAUGAUGUUAUGCAGGAGGGUUUAUUAGAUGAAGAUUUGAUGUGGAGUGUUCUCAAGUCAGAUAAAACCCUUGCAGGGGUUGUGGAUGUAGACAAAAGGCAGAUCUGUGGGGUAAGGGAGGCGGCUGAGGCAGGGCUGAUUGACUCCAACACAGCUGUUCGACUUAUAGAAGCCCAGGUGGUCUCUGGGGGCAUCAUUGACCUACGCAGAGAUAAAAAAGUCUCUGUCACUUUAGCAGCAAACCUGGGACUCAUUGAGGAGGGACAAAGAGAAGAACUGGUGUUUUUAGAGAAGGCAUACAAAGGUAAAGUUACAGAUUUAUCAACAGCUCUCACAAAAGCAAGCUUACAGCUACAGAUGGAAGGUGUUAUUGACCCGGAGACUAAGUCUCCAGUUCCUCUGGAGCAAGCAAUUCAGAAAGGCUUAAUUAGGUCAGAGGACGCUUAUCAGGUUUUGGCAAGGCAGGUGGCUGAGGGUGGUAUAAUACAUCAUGCUUCAGGAAUGAGGCUUUCAGUCUCUGAUGCUGUAGAUAGAGGACUAGUGGAUCGGUCCAUUGCUCCGGGGCUGGAGGAACUAGAGUGGGUCACCCAAAGAAAAGUCAGCCCUUCAUCUCACCCAGAAGCUGUUGCUUUGCAAGCAUCAACAGGAGCUAUUUUAGACCCUGAGUCUGGAUGUAAACUGACAUUGACAGAGGCUGUUUCUAGGGGUCUCCUGGAUGAGAACAUUGCGAAAGAAGCCAUGGCUUCUCCCACAGUAACACAAGGACCACUUGAUCCCCAGACUGCACGCAUUGUGCCAUAUUCAGAACUUGUGAACCAGGGUAAGAUAGAUAUUGAAACAGGUAAACGAUUCUUGGAGGUGAGGCCAUUCAGAGGUAUUCAGAAUGAGCACACAAGAGACCAUUUGACCCUUUUGGAGGCAGUUGAAUCAAAGCAAGUUGACCCAGUUCCAGCACUGAGACUGCUCCAAAGCCAGGCAGAUAGUGGAGGGAUCAUUGAUAUCAAUAUUGGAGAAAGACUCUCCCUGUCUGAAGCCUCUAAAAGAGGUUUAGUUGGAGAUGAUAUGAUCAAGGUAAUAGCCACCAACCAGAUUUUAAAAGGAGGCUCAGUUGAUCCUGCCACUGGACAACAAGUCUCUAAUCUCAGUGAUGCUGUUGCAGUUGGACUGAUACCCAGUGACACCGCUGCCGAGAUUCAGGAGAAAGUGGCCUCUGUGGUGAUAGAAAGUGAUGAGGGUAGUUCUACACCUGUUGCCUCAUCAGAUGGUACAUACAGCCCUGCUGUUAAAUUGUCAGUGUUGAGCCCAGACAGUCCAGCAAACUGGUUAGAUAUAAACACUGAUGUAGUGCCAGGAUCUCCACUUUCAAAACAAAUAUUAGAAGUUGCACAGGAUGAUGAAAAGCCAUUAAUAUCUGUAGUGCCUGAUCAGUCACUGAUUUAUGAUGCUACUGCAGAAGAGAAGAAAGUAAAAGUACCACUGUCAGCAGGAGAAGAGUCUUUAAUUGAGCCAGAUCAGUCCAUAGACCUCUUGUGUAAUUUUGUAGCUAAUGUUGAGAAAAGAGUUCAGAAAGCCAUGGACGAGAGAGUACCAAGGGAAGACACCAGCCAAUCGGAGAAUCUUCCCAAACAGGAGCCUUGUGAGAGUACUAGUAAUGAUGAACAGCAAGAGGGCAUUUUCAGUGAUUAUGUUGGAGAAUCCCUGCAGUUGCAUGCCAGUGGUCUUGACAGAGAUUCACAGGAAGAGGUUAGAGAAGGGGCUGCGGUUUUGGAGUCAGAUGGGGAACCUGUGAAGGUUGUGGGAAGGGAGUCCAGACCCAGUGAUGGGUCACUGGUUGAUGUUCCCCAAGUUGAAAAUCUGACAGACUUUGUGGCAGCAGAGAUUAGAGAUGACAGAGAAAACAAAGGCAGCACUGAAUUGUCAAAGCUGAACGAAGAGAAAUUUAGAAAGAAUGCUGAAGCAAUACAGAGGGUUGAUGGUUUAGAUAGUAAAGAAGUGGAGAAAGAGGAAGCUUUACCGAUUGAGAUAAGAUCUAUCACUGACAAGAGGUCAGAGCAGGUACUGACUGCUCUAUCUACAGAGAUAGAAAGCAAAAGUAAGAAAAAGAGGAGGAAUAAAAAGAAAGGAAAGGGUAAAGAAGCAGAGAGUGAAGUACAACCUCCAUCUGAAAUUGAGCAAGCUGAUGCAAAACAUAAAGGGCAGACCGUUACAGAAGCAGUCACAGAUGAGUUAGCAUCACAAUACAAAAUUCAUGGUGAGAUAGCUUCCCUAAGCCCUCCCAGUGGAAAAAUUAAACCAAAGACUGAUUGGAAAAUUAAAGAAGAACAUGUUUUAGUAAAACAGGGACAGGAGGUAGUUCCAGACACUGUAAAAUUUACUGAACAUGCUACUGAGCCAGAGAAAGAUGCAGUACAAAUUGUGUUACUGAAGGAUAUAGAAAAGGGUGAUAAGAGAGGGGAGAUGGAGAAAAGGGAAAGCGAAGAGAAGGCUUCUGUCUCUCAGCAACCAGAACAACCUGAGCGCAGUCCGGAGGUAAAAACAAGGAAAAAUCAAGAACUGCCAAAGAAAUCAGCUUUACCAGAUGAUGAGAAAGCAGCCUUGAUACUGAAAGCCAAAGAGAGCAUUCUUAAAAAGGUGUUUGAAAAAGGAGUGAGCGAGAAGCAGGCUGCUGAGGAGCUGCUGGCAUUCCGCAAGGAGGUAGGAAAGAAGGGGAAUCAAGACACACCUGUUAGUUCGGUAAAGGUACAAACUGUGCCAGCUGUGGUUGAUGGAGUGGAGAGUCAUGUUGUCAGAGAUGUAAGGGUCAAGAGACUGAACGGUUCGCCAGGACAGAGUGAGGAAAAGUUGGGUAUCAAACAAGACAAAAUGAAAUUGACAAAUGGCAAAGAAGGUAUUACUGUUGAGAAACUUUCUAUCAAGGAGGAAAAUGAGACCAAUGUAUUGGAAGCUUCUUCAAGUGAGCAAGAAAAGAACAGGAAUUUUGGAAAGGAAGGCAUACAAGAAGCUCCAGAGACAGCUUCACCGGUCCAACCUAAAGAAACCCAGCAAAGUAAGCGAAGUAAGAGGAGUAAGAAGUUCAAGAGUUCAGAAGUGAUGGACAAAGCUGAGCCUCAUACUGGGAUGGUACAGACUGAUAAAGUUGAUUCUGAGGUGACAAUGACAGAAGCUAACACAAAAUCUACAAUGACAAAACCACUGCCAGAUUUAGAUAGCUCAGCUUUGACUAAGGAGCAGAGGAUGGACAGACUGACUGGCAGCCAUUCAGUCAGUGACAUAAUCCAGCCUUCAAUAUGUGACAGAACAAAUGAGAUGGAGAACUCUGAAAUUAGUACUCAAGGACUUGAGACCAGUCAGCAGAGUCCACCAUAUUUACAUCAAUCAGAGGAACCCAGUUCUCACACUGAAGAACACAUGCAACUGGCAGGAGUUAUUGGGAAAGACAAAUCAAAAGAAUCCCUUUCAGAAACCAGAAGUGCUGGUGAAUCUCUCAUCCCACCCACAGCUCAGUCUGUGGCUCCUGGCACACAAGACAAAACAACUGGGAAAGGUAAAAAGAAGAAGGGGCAUCAACCACCCCAAGCUGAAAGUGCCAGUGUUCCUGAGUCAAAAUCUUUAAACGAUCAACAGCAACAACUUGAGUCUCCAGAAUCAGCACCCUUUGUGUCAGAAGACGCCUCACCUGAGUCUGAAUCACCUGCAGUCCCAGAGACAGAUGCAGGCACUGAGAGCUGCACAGAGGAAGAGGAUGCUGUUAGAGAGAGUCGAGAAAUUGUGUCGAGCAAAGAGGGAAUGACAUCCGUCACCAGUAAGGCAUCACUAAUGCGUCAGGAAUGCUUGGUGCAUGACCAGCGAAUUGUAGCUCUGGUCUCCAUGGUGAGACACAUUGAAGUCCGACUAAAGCAGCAGCAACAGCAGUCUGUAGGCCGCAGCCUCAUCGCCCUGGAUGACGUCAUCAGACAGACGGAGAUUCUGGGGCUUGAAUUGCGUGACUUGGAACCUGAGAUCACAAAGGAAGUGGAGGCUGCUGAGCAGCUCUUGAAGUCUCAACCUAAAGAUGUUCCUCUACAGCUCCUACUGGCUCUGGAGAAGGACGGACGUAGCUUGGCGCGAGGGUAUGAGGCUGGCAGAGCACUCUGUGAGGGCAUUCUGCAAAGUCUACAAAGCCACAGAGACUCAUCCAAGGAGGCAUUAACUGCUGAGCAGAAGUUGCUGGGAGGACGAGUGGAGAGUCUGCUGUCCUGGUUGAAGGAGUCAGAGGCUCAAAUGGAUGGAGGAAUGGCAAGGAUGGAGAAAAUGGAGAAAGCAGAUGACAGCUGUGAUCAGCUCACACAGCAGCUGAAUCUUUGCAAGGAGCUCCAGUCCUCUCUGAUGGCUCGCUCCAGUGAGGUCAGCAGUGUGGCCUUUGGCAUUCAGGAGUUCAUCUCAGAGCGAGCUCAGGACCUGGGCCCUGAGCAGAGCAGGCAGCUUCUGGGGCAGCUUCAGCAGCUCCAAAGGACCUUCCACAGAGCGUCUGGCCAAGCCCAGGCCUGGGCCGAAGCCCUCUCCACCCAAAUAGAGAGGGAGGAGGAGUGGCAGCGCAGGGAGCGGGUGAAGGAAGAAGAGAAGGACCGAGAAAGGCAGAGUGCAUGGGAGAGAGAGGUGGUCCAACAGCAGAAAGCCGAAUGUUCACAAAAGCUAGAAGGUCUCACAAUGUGGUUGGCCGGUACUGCCAGUUUGCUGGCCAGUCAGAAAGCUGGGCCAGAGUCAGGUGACGUUAACGUUCUGCAAGAAAAGCAGAAAAAACUAAAGGAAGUACAGAAAGACCUUCAGACUAAAAGUGAGGGCAUUGCUGAGGCCAUUCGCUCUGCUGAGGAUUUCCUGGCAGAGCGGGGAGAAAGUCUGAGCCGAGAGGAGAGGGAGAACCUCCAGGGGGCGCUAACAAGGAUGAAGGAGCAGUACAGCACCCUGACAGAUUCAGCAAACAUGUCACUGUCAGAGCUCGACACAGCCAUCAACACCACCGUACAGCAGAACACACAAAGGGCAAAGGCAGUGGAAGAACUCCAGGAGACACGAGGUCAGAUAGACUCCCUGCUGAAUGAGUUGUCCUCCCUUACGCAACCAGGUGGAAAAGGAGUUGCAUCUGCAUUGGGUCAAGAUGUCAGGGAUUCACCAUUGCCUGUACCAGAAGGCGCUGUCAUGUUGCACACAGAGAUGCUGCAGGCGGAGCUUCAGCAGCUCCAGGCUCAACAGGCACAGCUACUUCAGGUAACUCAGUCGACUCGCUCCCUUUUGGACCAACCUGACUUCACUGUUCCUCCUGAAGAGAAGCAGCGACUUCGCACUGCCCUGGACCAGCUGCAGGCCCAGCAUCAGGACAGACUGCGGAGCUGCCAGGACCGUCUGAGGAGGUCAGAGACUCUGAAAGAUGAGCUGAUGAAGUUCCUCCAAGAACACGGGAGUCUAGGUGCCUGGCUGGAACAGAACGAGCAGGAGCUCCGUUCCCUAGGGGAGGGAGAAACCGAUGCACAAGGACUUAAGGGCAGACUGGAGGAGCACAGAAAGCUCGCUGAAGAUGUCAUUUGCCACAAGGCGGACCUGCGUUUUGUCUCCAUCUCUGGUCAGAAGGUUCUGGACUCCAUUCAAGGAGCUCUGGAACAAGUUGGUGGUUCAGACCCAGCUCUGGACAGCACCAAGGAGGUGGUAACUGACAAGCUACAGGAUGCUAAUCACAGAUAUACAACCCUACACACAAAGUCAACAGAGUUGGGAGGGCGUUUGUCCAGCCUGUUGGAGAGGUACCAGCAGUACCAGGAUGAGGUCAUCUCCCUCCACUCCUGGCUCAGCACUCAGGAACAGAACCAAAGCAUUGCCAAACCCAGUGGGGAGACAGACCCACAAAACCUGCAGACCACACUACGACAAGUGCAGCUGCUGCAGGAUGAGCUGGCCGAGCACUUGGUGCAGCUGGAGAAGGUGAAGAGAGCAGGAAGAGAUCUGGUUAGCACAGAUGAAUCUCCUUCCUUAAAAGCUGUUGACAUCCUCUGUGCUGCAGAUGGUUUAGAGAAGAGGUUUGGUUCCCUCUCUGCGUCUGUCUCUGAUCGAGCUGAACAGCUUCAGACGGCUGUGGCCCAGUCUGUCAGUGUCCAGGAAGGCCUGAAGGGUCUGCUCAGCUGGCUGGACAAACUGGUUCUGAACCCUGGACCAGUGGAACCCACAGCACAGUCUGUACAAGACGCCCUUACCCAAAAUCAGAAACUUCGGCAGGAGCUGCUCUCCAGGCAGGGCAGUGUGGACGCGACACAGGACUCUGUUUCCAAACUCCUUCAGAGCUCUGACGCCUCCACAGCCCCUGGACUCCAGGGUGCUUUACAUGAACUGACACAACGCUAUGCUGCAGCACAUUCCAUCCAGGCUGAGAGAGAAGCCGAGCUCAAAGGGCUGUUGCCCAGACUGGAGAGCUACGAGCGACUCGGGACAGACCUCCAGGUCUUCACCCAGAGCCGACUGAAGACUCUGAGCCCGCUGGGCCAGCCUGACCGCAGCGUGGAUGACUACAGGCAAACCAUUGAGGAGGUCAGGGCAGAGCUGGACCAGGAAGCCGGCCAGCUGAAGUCCUUCUGCAGCCUCGGCACUGAGCUCGGCCAGUCUAAAGCCUUCAGCAACACUCAGAGCUUGUUGGACAAUGUCAAGCAGGUGUCUGACGAGUUCAGCCAGCUGGAAGCAAAUGUCAACGAAAGGUUUGCUGCCAUCCAGGCCUGUGAGCAGCAGCUGCUCCAGUUCCGCAGCCUCUCUGGCUCCCUCCUCAGGUGGCUUGAGACAGUACAGGACCAGCUGACCCCCAAAGAGGCCAACCUCAACACUGAGGGUCUGCAGAGAAGAGUUCAGCAGCUCAAGGACUUGUUGAGAGACUGGGAGUCACAGGGAUCCAGGGUUCAGGAGCUGAACAAGACGGGCUCCGAGCUGGAGUCCCUCAUCAUCGACAUCACUGCUCCUCAGACCAAAACUGGUGCUCCUCAAAUCAAUGGCUCAGCAGGUCCCAGCAGUGUCAAUGGCAUUCACACCUGUAAAGACCUGACAGAGCUCCAAGUAGCUGUAUCUGAUGUGAAUGGUCGAUAUGAGACUCUGGGCAGGGAGUUGAAGGAGCGUCUUGGUCGCCAGCAGGCCUCACUGGAGCUGAGGCAGAAAGCCAGACAGGGCACUGAGGAGCUCAAGAGCUGGCUGGCAGUUAAAGAGGACAGCCUGAAACAGGGACACACCACCUCCCCCUCCAAACCUGAGGUGGUACGUGCCCAGGCCCAGAAGAACAAGGCCCUGCUCUCAGAGCUGGCUGAACACUCUGGGAAGGUGGAGGAGCUGAAGAGCACGCUGAGGAAGCUGAUCGCUGACAACCCUGAUUCACCCGAGGCAGACACCUGGAGACAACAGCUGCAAGAGAUUGACUCACGCUGGCACACAGCCAAUCAGACUGCAGCCCAGAGGCAGACUGAGCUUGAGGCCGUCGCCGACAGGCUGGGCAGCUUUACCACAGCAGCCAAUCAGCUGGGCCCGUGGCUGAGGGAGAAGGAGCUGAUGAUGAGUGUGCUGGGACCGCUGAGCAUCGACCCCAACAUGCUCAACACACAAAGACAGCAAGUGCAGUUCAUGCUGCGUGAGUUUGAGACCCGGCGACCGCAGUUUGACCAGCUAACCCAGUCCGCCGAGGGCAUUCUCUCCCAAACUGGUGACUCUGCCCAGGACCCCAAGGACAUGGCGGAGGUGCAGGCUGAGCUGGAUUCUAUCUCACAGCAGUGGGAGGACCUAACAAACCGACUGACUCAGCGGUCAAAUCACAUCGACCAGGCCCAAGUAACCAGUGAACGGUACCAGGCCUUGCUGAGAGAACUCUCCUCCAGUGUUUCUGAUCUGAGUGAGCGGUUGGAUGCUCAGGCCUCGCUGAGUGCCCAGCCUGAGGCACUGAAACGUCGCCUUCAGGAGACUGGAGAGAUCCGCUCAGAGCUAGAGAGACGGAGGAGCGAGCUAGCCGAGGCUGAGAAGCUCUGCCAGGAGCUGAGCGCCAUUGUAGCUGAGCCCUACUUGAAGGAAGAGCUGAAGAAACGACUGGCGAGUGUCAGUGGGCCACUGAAGAGUUUGGAGGAGCGUGCCGCUGACGGCCUGUCUCAGCUCCAAGCUGCCCUUUCGUCCACCCAGCAGUUCCAGCAGAUGUUUGAGGAGCUGCGUUCCUGGCUUGACAAACAGUCAGAUCUCAGAGAAUCAUCCAGUGAUGCCCUGCCCUGCCAGCCAGAGGCCAUCCGCUCCCUGCUGGCACAGAUAGAUGAACUCCAGCGUGGCAUUGCCAGUCAGCGAGGUUCAUAUGAGCUCAUUCAAGCUGAGGGAGUGUCGCUGCUCGCCACUCUCCCAGCAGGCGGAGAUGAGCGGUCUGCCCUGCAGUCCCGCCUGACCUCUUUGCGACAGGACUGGGAGGGGUUAAACCAAAGAAUCUCAGAUCGACAGAGCAGACUUAAAACCACUCUGAGCAAAGCAGAAGCUUACCAGCAGCAUAAGGCUGACCUGAUACCAUGGUUAUCAGAGUGUGAAGAGAAAGAGGGAGAGAUCUAUCCAUCACUGGAUUCAUCUGCCCUGGAUGAAGCCCUGCAAAAGACCCGAGGUCUGUCACUGGACCUCGAAAGACGACAGCCCCUCCUUGACUCUUUCAAUACUGCAGCAGAUCAAUUGCUGGAGCAGUGCUGCAUCGGAGAGGAAGAGGUACGGGAUGAGAAGGCCCAGCUGAACCACAGACUGGACAGUCUGGGCGAGAGUCUUCAUAACCACUCCUCCCAGUUGGAGGAGCUGGCUGGCCGUCUCAAGGAGUUUGAGGAGGGUAGACAGGCUGUGGAGAGGAGGCUGGAGGCUGCCAAGCACCAGAUUGAAGUCCAGGAAGCUCUGGGACCUCAGGCAUGCAGCGCCAAGAGCCUAGAGAGGCUGAGAAGUCAGCAGGAGAGCCUGAGGUCCCUGCAGCCUCAGGUGGUCUACCUCCGAGACCUGGCCCAGGGGCUGGUGCAAGAUGCACCCCAGGCACCAGGAGGCAGCAGAGAGGGGGCACAGAGGCUUCAGGAGCAGGCAAAAGAAACAGAGAAAGAGUAUGAUGAUGUUACUGACAAGAUCGAACAUUACUGCUCCUCCCUGGAGUCUUGGCUGCAGGGCGUUGGCGAGGUCCAGUCUCACGUGCGUGAUGUCUUCUCACGCCUUGCUGACCUCGAUGAUGAACUGGACUCCCUCAGUCCUGUUGGACGUGAUGCGGACUCCUUGGCCUCCCAGGCGGACGCCCUGAAGGGCUUCCUCUCCCGUCUAGUCAACCUCAGAACGGAGCUGGAGGGUCAUGCGUCAGAGUGCACCAACAUGCUGCGACGAGAGGGCUCCUCCCCGGAUCUGCUGGCUCUCAGGAGGGAGACUGAAGCUCUGAGCCGCCAAGCAAACAAGUUGAGUGAGCGUGGCCAGGCCAGGCUGGACCAGAUUGAAGACGCUGCCGAGAGGGUGCGGGAGUUCUACAGGCUGGUGGCUGAGCUGCAAGGCCUGCUGGGAGGGGCUGAAGAGGGGCUGAACGCACAGGGCGUGGUAGGCACCGAGGUGGAGAUGAUCAAACAGCAGCUGCAGGAGUUUAAGGCUGUAGAGAGAGAGCAGGUGGACAGCAUUCAACCGAAGCUGCAGCACGUCAACGCAGUGGGUCAAGGUCUGAUCCAGAGUGCCGCCAAACACACUGACACCCAGGCACUGGAGCACGACCUGGAAACAACCAACCUCGGAUGGAACUCACUAAACAAGCGGGUGGCAGAGCGGAUUGCCCAGCUACAGGAGGCCCUGUUGCACUGUGGGAAAUUCCAGGAUGCCCUGGAGCCGCUGCUAAGCUGGCUGAAUGACACAGAGGAGCUGGUGGCCAAUCAGAAGCCUCCCUCUGCCGAGUACCGUGUUGUCAAAGCUCAGAUCCAGGAACAAAAGCUGCUCCAGAGGUUGUUAGAUGACCGCCGGCCAACAGUGGAGAUGAUCAGUGUUGAGGGCGAGAGGAUCGCAGCCACAGCCGACACCCAGGACCGAGACAAGAUCCAGACUCAGCUCCGGGGUCUGGCAGAGAGAUGGACUGACCUGCUGGACAAGGCCAGCGCCAGGCAGCGGCAGCUGGAAGAGCUGCGGGUUUUGGCUCUUCAGUUCCACGAGGCCCUGGAGCCGCUGGGCGAAUGGCUGAGCACCACCGAGAGACGCCUGAGCUCCGCUGAGCCCAUGGGAACCCAGACGGCCAAGAUCACCCAGCAGAUCAUCAAGCACAAGGCGCUCCAAGAGAAUGUGUCCUCACGAGAACCAGAGGUUGAGCACCUCGAGUCCCUUGGCCAAUCUCUGACCCCACUCAGCUGUGCAGCUGAUCGCAGUUGGUUAAGUGAGCGUGUGGGGACGGUGAGGUCGGGUCACUCGGAGCUCGCCGACUGGUGCUCCAGGCGGGCGGCUCUGCUGGAGCAGGCGCUGGCAAACGCUCAGCUGUUUGGGGAGGAGGAGGUUGAGGUGCUGAACUGGCUGGCAGAGGUGGCUCAGAGACUGGCUCAGGUCUCCGUCCAGAGCUACCAGCCUCAGCUGCUGACCGAGCAGCACAAACACACUCUGUCUCUAAAUGAAGAAAUCUUGAGCAGGAAGAAGACGGUGGACCAGGCCAUCAAGAAUGGACAAGCUUUACUCAAACAGACCACAGGUGAGGAGGUUCUCCUCAUCCAGGAGAAGCUGGAUGGCAUCAAGUCUCGCUAUGCUGAGAUGACAGCUGGUAGCAGCAAAGCCCUCCGCACCCUGGAGCAGGCCCUGCAGCUCGCCACACGAUUCGCCAGCGCGCAUGAUGACCUCAACCAGUGGCUGGACGGCGUGGAGGCAGAGCUUAACAGGGUGGAGCCGGAUGCAGCGCCUGCCUACCAGGAGAGACAGAAGGAGCUGAAGAAAGUAUCAGCAGAGAAGCGACUGGUGCUGGACACAGUAAAUGAGGUGGGCAGCGCACUGCUGGAUCUGGUGCCGUGGCGAGCCCGUGAAGGCCUGGACCGUCUGGUUGCCGAUGCCAACCAGCGUUAUCGCCAGGCUGAAGAAACCAUCACCCAGCGCGUGCAGCUGGUACAGGCCGCCAUCCAGAGGUCACAACAGUAUGAGGAGGCAGUGGAUGCGGAGCUGGCCUGGGUGGGGGAGACAGAGCGUAAGUUGACGUCUCUGGGGCCUCUGAGCCUGGAGCCGGAUGUGACCGUGGCCCAGCUGCAGGUGCAGAGGGCUUUCAACAUCGACAUCAUUCGACACAGAGACGCUGUGGAUCAGCUCCUCGGCACCAGAGACGACAUCCUGGAAGCUUGCAGUGAUGCCCAGAAGGAUGCACUGAUGAUAAAGACAGACUCUCUGAGCGCUCGAUACGAUGCAGUGAGUCAGAGCCACAGUGAGCGGUUCUCAGCUCUGGAGCAGGCUCAGGUUCUGGUGGCUCGGUUCUGGGAAACCUGUGAGGAACUUGAGCCGUGGCUGGGCGAGACUGAAACUCUCAUCACCCAGCUGCCGCCACCAGCCAUAGACACAGACACUCUCCGACUACAACAAGACCAGAUGAGGCUGCUCAGGGAGUCGAUCGCAGAGCACAAGCCCCACAUUGACAAGCUGCUGAAGAUUGGACCCCAGUUGGCCGAGCUCAGCCUCCAGGAGGGGGCGAAGGUGACGCAGCGCUACACUGAGGCUGAGAGACGCUACCUGGCCAUCAAAGGGGAGGUGAAAGGUCGUGCUACUGCGUUGGACGAGGCGGUUUCCCAGUCUGCACAGCUUUUAGAGUUUCAUGACAAGAUGGACCCCCUGUUGGAGACCCUGGAGGGGGCGGUGCAGCGGCUGCGGCUGGCCGUGGCAGCAGAGGGGGAGAAGAUCAGGGAGCAGCUCGCGGAGCACCGAGCCCAGGGGCUGGAGCUGGACAAACUGCUGCCCAGCUUCUCCGCCCUCUGUGCCCGAGGAGAGGAGCUCAUCGGACGAGCUGCUCACGAUGAUCCUGCCGCUCAGGCCGUUCGUUCCCGCCUCCUGCGCCUUCGUUCUCUGUGGGAUGAGAUCCGGCAGCGGGCGGAGGACAGGGAAGGGAAACUGAAUGACGUUCUAGACCUGGCUGGGAAGUUCUGGGCCGACGUGGCAGCGCUAAUGAGCACGCUCCGAGACUCCCAGGAUAUUGUGAGAGAGCUGGAGGACCCUGGUGUGGACCCCUCGCUCAUCAAGCAACAGAUUGAGGCUGCUGAGGCCAUUAAGGCAGAGACGGACGGCUUGAGAGAGGAGCUGGAGUUUGUCAGAACCCUCGGGGCUGACCUCAUCUUUGCCUGUGGAGAAACGGAGAAACCUGAGGUCAAGAAGACCAUUGAUGAGAUGAACGUUGCCUGGGAGGGCUUGAACCGAACCUGGAGAGAAAGGAUGGAGAGACUGGAGGAGGCAAUGACGGCCUCUGUGCAGUAUCAGGAUGCGCUGCAGUCCAUGUUUGACUAUCUGGACAACGCAGUGAUCAAACUCUGUGAAAUGUCAGCAGUGGGAACUGACCUGGGAACUGUCAAACAGCAGAUUGAAGAGCUCAAGCAGUACAAGGUGGAGGUUUACCAGCAGCAGAUUGACAUGGAGAAGCUGUGCCACCAGGGGGAGCUGCUCUUAAAGAAAGUAUCAGACCAGACAGAUAGAGAUAUGAUCAAGGAACCGCUGACUGAGCUCCGACACCUCUGGGACAACCUGGGGGAUAAAAUCACCCAGAGACAGCACAAGCUGGAGGCUGCCCUGCUGGCUCUGGGUCAGUUCCAGCAUGCCCUGUCUGAGCUUCAGGCCUGGCUGAACCACACACACACCACCCUGGACACACAGCGACCUGUUAGCUCUGACCCCAAGGCCAUCGAAAUCGAGCUGGCUAAACACCACGUUUUGCGUAAUGAUGUGCUGUCCCAUCACGCCACCGUGGAGACUGUGAACAGUGCUGCCACUGAGCUGCUGGAGUCCUCUCCUGGCGACGAGGCCAGCCACCUGAGGGAUCAUCUGGAUCAGCUCAACCAGAGCUGGGAGAGUCUAUUGCUCAAGACCCAGGAGCGACAGAAACUACUGGAGGCCGCCCUCCACCAGGCUGAAGGUUUCCAUGGUGAGUUGGAGGAGUUUCUCCAGUGGCUGAGGAGGACUGAGAGCCAGCUGUCUGCUGCCAAACCAACAGGCGGUCUCCCCGAAACUGCCAGGGAGCAGCUACAGCAACACAUGGAGCUGCAGGCUCAGCUCUCUCAGCGAGCAGACCAGUACCACCACCUACUGGACCAGGGAGAGUCCACGCUGGUGGCUCGGGGAGGAGAGGAAGCGGGACCCGGCACCACGCAGACGCAGCAGAACCUGGCCAUGCUUCAGAACAAGUGGGCCAGCCUCAACGCCAAGAUGGACGACCGCAGGGCAAAGCUGGAAGAGGCUGUUGCCUUGGCAACAGGUUUCCAGACUUCUCUGCAGGACACCAUCAACUGGCUGACUCAGGCUGAGCAGACCCUGAACAUGGCCCAGCCCCCAAGCCUCAUCCUGGACACCGUUCUCUUCCAGAUUGACGAGCACAAGGUGUUUGUGAAUGAGGUGAACACCCACAGGGAGCAGGUCCUUGCCCUGGAGAAAGCUGGUUCUCAGCUUCGCUUUGCCAGUCUGAAGCAGGACGUUGUUCUCAUUAAGAACCUGCUGCUCAGCGUCCAGGCUCGCUGGGACAAGCUGGUCCAGAGAUCCCUGGACCGAGGCCGACACCUCGAUGAGGCCCGCAAACGAGCCAAACAGUUCCAUGAGGCCUGGAGGAAGCUGACUGACUGGCUAGAAGAAGCAGAGAAACGACUGGACUCAGAGCUGGAGAUCUCCAACGAACCAGACAAGAUCAAAGUACAACUGGCCAAGCACAAGGAGUUUCAGAAAGCGCUGGGAUCAAAGCAGCCAGUUUAUGACACUACAGUGAGGUCUGGUAAGGCCAUGAGGGACAAGGCUCAGCUGCCUGCAGACACCCAGAAACUGGAUCACCUGGUAGGAGAAGUUCGUGACAAGUGGGACACCGUCUGUGGCAAGAGUGUGGAGAGACAACACAAGCUGGAGGAAGCUCUGCUGUUUUCAGGCCAGUUUGCAGAAGCUCUCCAGGCCCUUGUUGACUGGUUGUACCGAGUUGAGCCACAGCUGGCUGAGGAUCAGCCCGUCCAUGGAGACCUGGAUCUGGUGUCCAACCUCAUGGACUCACACAAGGCCUUCCAAAAAGAGCUGGGUAAGAGAACAGGCAACGUUCAGGCUCUGAAGCGUUCAGCUCGAGAUCUGAUGGAGACCGGCCGCGAUGACACGGCAUGGGUCAAAGUUCAGCUUCAGGAGCUCAGCAACCGCUGGGAUACAGUGUGCGCCCUGUCAGUCACCAAACAGACCCGCCUCCAGCAGGCGCUCAAACAGGCGGAGGAGUUUCGUACAGCAGUGCAGGUGAUUCUGGAGUGGCUCUCGGAGGCGGAGCAGACACUUCGUUUCCGCGGCGUCCUCCCCGAAGAGGCGGAGACUCUGCAGGUGCUGCUGCACACACAUCGUGACUUCAUGGGCACAGUGGAGGAAAAGAGGGUGGAUGUCAACAAGGCUGCUGGUAUGGGGGAGGCCAUCCUGACUGUGUGUCACCCUGACUCCAUCACCACCAUCAAACACUGGAUCACCAUCAUCAGGGCGCGUUUCGAGGAGGUGCUGACAUGGGCGAAACAGCACGAACAGCGGCUGGAGACGGCUCUGACUGAGGUGCUCAACAAUGCUAACCUGCUGGAGGAGCUGUUGUCAUGGCUACAGUGGGCUGAGACCACUUUGGUCCAAAGAGACACAGAGCCACUUCCUCAGGACAUCACACAACUCAAAUCACUCAUCACCGAGCACCAGAUGUUUAUGGAGGAGAUGACGAGGAAACAGCCGGAUGUUGACAAAGUGACGAAGCCCUACAAAAGGAAGCCAGCUGAGGCUCCCAGCAGCCUGGCUGAGAGGAGAGGAGCUCGUAAACACCAGCAGCAGCAGCAGGCGACCAUGCAGGUUUCUGGAGGAAACCCACGACUCAACCAGCUCUGCGCCAGGUGGCAGCAGGUUUGGCUGCUGGCUCUCGACCGCCAGCGCAAACUCAACGAUGCUCUGGACAGGCUGGAGGAGCUCAGAGAGUUUGCCAACUUUGACUUUGAUGUGUGGAGGAAGAAGUACAUGCGCUGGAUGAACCACAAGAAGUCUCGCGUCAUGGACUUCUUCAGGCGCAUUGACAAAGACCAAGAUGGAAAGAUCACGCGGCAGGAGUUCAUUGAUGGCAUCCUGGCAUCAAAGUUUCCCACCAGUAAACUGGAGAUGACUGCGGUGGCAGACAUCUUCGACAGAGAUGGAGACGGUUACAUUGACUACUAUGAGUUUGUCGCUGCUCUGCAUCCCAACAAGGAUGCUUACAGACCAACCACCGAUGCAGAUAAAAUAGAGGACGAGGUGACUCGGCAGGUGGCCCAGUGUAAAUGUGCCAAGAGGUUCCAGGUGGAGCAGAUAGGAGAGAACAAAUACCGGUUCGGUGACUCUCAGCAGCUGCGUCUGGUGAGGAUUUUGCGCAGCACGGUGAUGGUGAGAGUCGGAGGCGGCUGGAUGGCUCUGGAUGAGUUUCUGGUCAAGAACGAUCCGUGCAGAGCUCGUGGUCGUACCAACCUGGAGCUGAGGGAGAAGUUCAUCCUUCCCGAAGGAGCGUCUCAGGGUCUGGCCGCCUUCCGCUCUCGGGGUCGACGCUCCAAACCGGGCUCACGCAACGCCUCCCCCACCCGCUCCUCCUCCUCGCCCGCCCCGGCAACCCCGACAGCCUCCGCAUCAUCUAGGUCCUCCCAUAAUCACUCACGUGACUAUGCCAAGCCCUGGCUGACACACAGUAAAAGUCCAACGCCAACCAAGUGCCACUGCUGCCCAGAUCUCGGUCACAGCCACAGCACUCCUGGGCACGAGGGGGCGACGUCAGCCUCCAAACUGAAGAGACCGCCCCUCCACUCAAGCAGAGGAUCCCUGAGCGGAGAGAACGGAGGGCACACCAGCAAACCAGGGCGAACUGACCCAAAGCGAGGGGCGGCCACUGCCAGCGGUCCAACCAGCCGAGCCGGCAGCCGGGCGGGCAGCGGAGGCAGCAGUCGCCGCGGCAGCGAUGCCUCAGACGCAUCAGAGCUCCAGGACGCUCACUCCGUCUGCUCCGACACCUCAGACACCCCGAGACGACCUGGUGCUGGGGCCAAACCCUCCAAGAUCCCCACCAUCUCCAAGAAGACCCCCAGUCCAAAGACCCCAGGGUCUGCAAAGAAGUAACACCACCCACAAAGAAACCAGAGCUGAACCGUUACUACUCCAUUUCACAGGAGGAGGACCGCUGUUGUCGGCCAUCUUGGGUGUACCAGCUCUUUGAUCUGAACAUCCAUCCACAGCGCUGAUAUUUAUUAAGGGAAAGAAGGAGAUGGAUAAGAUGAGUGAAUCUCCUUCUCACUCUUUCACCAGUCUCCUAAACCGACUGGAAACAUGCACCAGAGAAGAAGAGUUCUGGCCUGGCAGUCCCAGGUCAGACUGUGUGGGUUCCCCUUUAAGAAGUAACCCCAGGUUGCCUUCCAGUCUCCUGCUUUGUCUUUCCGACGUUCCCCACCAGCAUGGAACCAAACACCGACUGACUUGACGUGAUGCUGCCUUACUCUGUGCUGCACACUUUUGUCCCAGUCAGACAGAGCAACAGAGAAAGUCUGUAAACUGCUUUAUACCACACAGACACACAAAUACACAGUUUAACACAGGCGGGAUAGGGAGUGAGACACCACCACCACGGCUGCAAAAACAAAAAAGGCUCAAAUGGCAUUCAGGAAAAAA
This is a messenger RNA of Monopterus albus (swamp eel), 24502 nucleotides long. RefSeq names its product microtubule actin crosslinking factor 1a (gene macf1a). NCBI's taxonomy places the organism in Eukaryota, Metazoa, Chordata, Actinopteri, Synbranchiformes, Synbranchidae. The record is from RefSeq and is a predicted model, not a curated record. Gene Ontology annotation, biological process: wound healing; intermediate filament bundle assembly. Gene Ontology annotation, molecular function: microtubule binding; structural molecule activity; keratin filament binding. Gene Ontology annotation, cellular component: cell junction; cytoplasm; keratin filament.